AUGAUAGAAAGGGAUGAAAUAAAGAAUACUAAUUAUCAUGACAUUCGAGCCGAGAAAGACACGAAAAGUACAACUGUGGAAGACCUUGUUAUACCAAAUGACCGUUCAACGAUGGAUUUAAAGCUUCUCACUAUUUUGCUUCUCGUUGUCUUGUUGACAAUCGACCUUGGUGACUCAUGGGGACGCAGAAGACGCCGACGAGGUGGUAGGGGAAGAGGAAGAAGCGUCUGGAGAAGGGCUAAAAAAGCUAUCAGGAAAGUUGGCAAAUUCUACAAGAGAAACAGGAAAACCAUUCAUAGAGUUGGAAGAAUAGUACUUCGUGGAGCAGCCGCGUAUGACAACGAAGACCAGAAUAACUUAAAUCAGCUUAAGAAUCAGAAUCUGGAAUCGUAUCAAGAGUACCUGGACAACCUGGAAGAAACUAUGAGUGAAAUGUAUCCGGAAGAAGACAUUGAUCAACUCAUGGAAGCAUUGGACAAUGUCGUUGACAUGAACGACGAAGAUCGUAAAAAUUUAUUUGCGACUGCAAACGAGGAGAUGCCUGAAGUUGAGCCAGUUUGAUACAGUUCAGUUGGCAGAUAUGAUCAAAGAUGAAUUGGCGAUGAGAGUAGC
Styela clava is the source of this 612-nucleotide messenger RNA. Lineage: Eukaryota; Metazoa; Chordata; Ascidiacea; Stolidobranchia; Styelidae. The record is from RefSeq and is a predicted model, not a curated record.